UUUGGAGAUACAACAUUUAUAAGUAUAUUUAGGUACAUAUUUGAGCAUAUCUCUAUAUAAAGUAGAUAUAUAUUUCGAGAGAGAGGAGAGAGAUGGGCAGGCAACCAUGUUGUGACAAAGUAGGGUUAAAGAAAGGGCCAUGGACUAUUGAAGAAGACAAGAAGCUCAUCAACUUCAUCCUCACCAAUGGCCAUUGCUGUUGGAGGGCUCUUCCCAAGCUUUCUGGACUAUUGAGGUGUGGUAAAAGCUGCAGAUUAAGAUGGAUAAAUUAUUUAAGACCUGAUUUAAAAAGAGGUCUUUUAUCAGAAUAUGAAGAACAAAUGGUCAUUGAUCUUCAUGCCCAACUUGGCAAUAGAUGGUCAAAAAUUGCCUCUCAGUUACCUGGAAGAACUGACAAUGAAAUAAAGAACCAUUGGAACACACACAUAAAGAAAAAACUAAAGAAGUUGGGUAUUGACCCUCUGACCCAUAAGCCUCUCUCUGAACAAGAAGCUUCACAACAAGCUCAAGGGAGGAAGAAAAGCUUAGUGCUUCAUGAUGACAAGAGCCCAAAACAAGAUCAAGAAGAUAAGCAAACCAAAAAAGACAAACAAGAUCAACAUCAUACAGAGCAAGAUUUGGAGAAGAACAUCACAUCAGCUUCUAGUGAUGGGUUUUGCAUUGAUGAAGUCCCAUUGCUCAGUCCCCAUGAGAUCUUGAUCGACAUCACUUCUUCUCAACAACAUCAUACUAAUGAUGAUAAUGUCAAUAUAAACACUAGUAAAUUUACGUCGCCUUCUUCCUCUUCCUCUUCUACCUCGUCGUGUGUAUCAUCAGUAGUACCGGGUGAUGAGUUCUCUAAGUUUUUGGAUGAAAUGGAGAUUAAUCUUGACCUAAAGUGGCUCUCCUCCGAUGAUUCUUCAGGGGAAAAUAUUAGCAAAGACGGCAAGUUCAACAACACUGUUGAUACGAUGGACUUNGGGGAAAUUAGCAAAGACGGCAAGUUCAAUAACACUGUUGAUACGAUGGACUUGUGGGAUAUCAAUGACUUGAACAGUUUGGAUAUAUUUCUGAAUGACGACGACCAUGAUGGUGCUUUUGUUGGAAAUGGUAAUGGAUGUUCAAGAAUGGUUUUAGAUCAAGAUUCAUGGACAUUUGAUCUCCUCUAGCUUUUAGUGUUUCUAUAUUAGAUUUUGUUUUUGUUUGUUUGUUUGUUCUUGAAGUCGGGGAUAUGGGUUUGGCCUUGGGUGUUGCAAUUUAGUGGAUUAUUAGGUGUAAAAUACAUAUAAUAAAUUAAGAUUGCAAUUCUGAACA
Camelina sativa (false flax) is the source of this 1293-nucleotide messenger RNA. Its product is annotated as transcription factor MYB20-like. The record is from RefSeq and is a predicted model, not a curated record. Lineage: Eukaryota; Viridiplantae; Streptophyta; Magnoliopsida; Brassicales; Brassicaceae.